AUGCAAUAAAUAUUGAGGAAGAUUGAUGAAUUGUAAGAAUAAAUUUAUCAUUAGACUAAUCUCAACAAACGUGAUCUUUAGCUGAAUAAAUGAAUGAAACAACCUAGCAAUUGUAUGAUUACAUUCAAAAAAUUAGUGUAAUGGGUUAAUAACUUAGUUUGAUAACUGGUUUUAUAAAUCAUAUUAGAAAAAAUUGUUAAGAGUAGAGGGAUAAAUAAAUCAAAUGAAAGUUCAACUAAAUACUAUGGGUUAUGAUUUUACAUUUUUGAGUGGAAAAUCUGUUGAAUAAUUAUUUUAAUUUUGAAAAAGGAAAGUAUCGAAAAAAGCAGAAAAUGUUAAGUCUAUCUAUGUGCCAUCAAAAGCUUAAGAGAAAGGGGAAUAUAAGCUCUGUAAUUUGAUGACCUUUAAACUAUUUGAUGACAAAGUAGGAGAAGUGAAUGAAUUUUAUAAGAAGAGGAAACAGUACUGCUCAUUCAUGAAAUAGGUGGAUCAGGCAAAAGUACUACAGCUACUAAAAUUGAAGGGUUUAUUUGCAUAGCAGUAAUUAGUUAAUUAUGUUCUAAACCCUUUUUUUAAGCAGUAGAAUUUUGUCAAAUAUUUCGAAAGAGUUCUUAAUUACUUAAUACUUAUUUAUAUGGAUAAAAUUCAAUAAAAAAAGUAUUUAAUAAAGAUAAAAAAUGAAAUAGAAAAGAAUCUUAAAGACGUUACCUUACUUGCAAUUUAAAAAAAUAACAAAAAUUUUAAAAGAAGUAAGAGAAGGAGAAGCACUUAAUUAAAUUUUGAAAAUAAUCAUUUAAAUUAAUUUAUACAUCAAAAUUUUUAUAUAUCAACUUUAUCUGUAUGA
Messenger RNA from Paramecium primaurelia, 844 nucleotides. The record is from the annotation of a GenBank genome assembly. NCBI's taxonomy places the organism in Eukaryota, Ciliophora, Oligohymenophorea, Peniculida, Parameciidae.